CGUCAGCACACACAAAAAAAAAACUGGUCGACAGCCAGGUCUCUGCAGACAUCAAGCUUCUGGCUUUGCAACGCCCCUCUGAAGGGAAGGGAAUACUCGGUUUUAAACCCGAUAAGGCGAGUGAGUGAGUGGACCAUUUCCAGUGUGUUUUGCUGGAAAAGUGAAACUGGAUGUCCGGAACCAGCUGAGGAAACGCGCAACAUCAACUUUAUAGAGUAAAAUAAACACCUCUAAGAAGCGACAAAUAAGAUGGCGUCGGCCAACGAUACCCGUAAUCAGACGCAGGUGCAGAAGGAUGUGGCCGAUCAAAAUUUUGACUACAUGUUCAAGCUCCUCAUCAUUGGCAACAGCAGUGUUGGAAAAACUAGUUUUCUGUUCCGUUUCGCUGACGACUCCUUCACCUCUGCGUUCGUCAGCACGGUCGGCAUCGACUUCAAAGUCAAAACGGUUUACCGUAAAGAGAAGCGAGUCAAACUCCAGAUAUGGGACACAGCAGGGCAGGAGAGGUACCGAACCAUAACCACAGCGUAUUACAGAGGGGCCAUGGGCUUUCUGCUAAUGUAUGACAUUACUAACCUAGAAUCCUUCUACGCCGUGCAGGACUGGGCAACUCAGAUUAAAACGUACUCGUGGGACAACGCUCAGGUGAUUCUGGUGGGGAACAAAUGUGAUCUGGAGGACGACAGGCUGGUGGCCAGAGAGGACGGGCAAAGACUGGCUAAUGAGCUAGGCUUCCAGUUUUUCGAGGCAAGUGCAAAGGAUAACAUUAACGUUAAGCAGGUGUUUGAGCGGCUGGUCGACAUCAUCUGCGACAAAAUGAACGAGAGCUUGGACGGAGACCCCAGCAUAUUAACCAAUCACAAAGGCCCAAUUCUGCAAGACACGCCCCCUGAUGGACAGAGCGGCUGUGGAUGUUAAUGAUCCUCUCUCAACAAACACUCCAUACUUGAAGGCAAACAUUCACACACACAUGCACACACUCCCUCUCUCUCUCUUACUCACACGUACACCAGAAGAAAAACUCUUUCAAGCCAAUAUAUACCUAGUAUGAAAUGCCAACCAAGCAGUAAGAAUCCAGCAUAAGCCCUUUAAAAUGAAUAAUCAACACUUCAGUUACAUGAACAGGCCCCUCAGGGAUUGAAUGAAAUGGGACGGGUUUCCCUUUGCGGGAUGUGUGGCUGCUAAUACACUGAACUGUGAUGAGAAAAGCUGGGAAAACACUGCAUGAAACCGCAGAGCAGGAUUUAGAAAUUCACAUGCCAAAGUUUCAACCGUUUCAAACUACACCAGUGUCUGUUUACAUCAUGCUCAGAAAAAAAUUGUCAUUGUGAAGUAGCUUUGAAAUGUAUAUGGAUUAUUUUAAUGGAUGCAAGGUUAUGUUUUACUUUAAUAUAGGUGAUGAAACAUUUUAGGACUGCUCUGGAAAUAUCCAGUCAAUAUGAUAUUC
Messenger RNA from Rhinichthys klamathensis goyatoka, 1447 nucleotides. It is a transcript of the gene rab3da, whose product is annotated as RAB3D, member RAS oncogene family, a. The transcript has 5 exons. NCBI's taxonomy places the organism in Eukaryota, Metazoa, Chordata, Actinopteri, Cypriniformes, Leuciscidae. Gene Ontology annotation, cellular component: synaptic vesicle; plasma membrane; endosome. The coding region runs from base 250 to 918 and encodes 222 amino acids. Gene Ontology annotation, molecular function: GTPase activity; GTP binding. The record is from RefSeq and is a predicted model, not a curated record. Gene Ontology annotation, biological process: protein localization to plasma membrane; regulation of exocytosis; protein secretion.